AUGAGCAACAGCAUGAUUGAGAACGCAGCGACGUUGAACCUGUCUCUCCGCCUGCGCGGUGGUGGUAAGGUCCACGGCUCGCUGGCACGUGCCGGUAAAGUGAAGGGCCAGACCCCCAAGGUGCCGAAGCAGGAGGACUCGAAGAAGGCGUUGACGGGCCGUGCGAAGAAGCGCUGGCAGUACAACCGCCGCUUUGUGAACGUGGUUGCGGGCAUGGGCGGCAAGAAGUUGGGCCCCAACUCGAACGCCGCGAAGGCGUAA
Messenger RNA from Hyaloperonospora brassicae, 261 nucleotides. Lineage: Eukaryota; Oomycota; Peronosporomycetes; Peronosporales; Peronosporaceae. The record is from the annotation of a GenBank genome assembly.